This is a messenger RNA of Paramecium pentaurelia, 552 nucleotides long. The record is from the annotation of a GenBank genome assembly. Lineage: Eukaryota; Ciliophora; Oligohymenophorea; Peniculida; Parameciidae.
AUGAAAAAAGACUUUUAUUAAAACCAAAUAGCAAAUACUGGAACUGCUUACUCUAGAGGAUGCUCAUAAAAUUAUAAAACAAAAAUUAGAAUCCACAAGGGAAGUAAAGUUGAGAAAAAAUAUAAAAAAUUUGAGAAAAAAUGCAACUUCAAAUUAUUAACUUAAAAAUUGCAAAAAAUUGCUUUAGAAUUAGGAAAUUUGGUUAAACCUGCAUUUUGGGCAGGAUAUUUAGGAAUUUCAAUUGGAAGAGCUAAAUAUUUAUAAAAGUAUGUUUUACAGAAACCUGAUUUACAAAGACAAUAACUUGCAUUUACAUUUGAUGCAUAACAUUAAUUGUGGAUUUAAAAAUUUGUAGCUCAAGAAAAUAUCGCUCACUUAAGCAGUGCAAAAUAAAUCAUUUAAGAAUUUAUAGCAAAUUUUCAUAUUUGCAUAUAGCAACUGCAGUUUCAUUAUUUUUUAAGUUGUUUAAACAGCUUGGGUUAUAUACUUAUCGCUAUUUAGUUGAGUUAAUUUUAAAUCUCAAAAUAAAUGUUCUUUAGACAGAAGAUUUGA